UGUCCAUCCAGAGCGGAGGAAAAAAACGACAGAAAGAGGAGAGCCGGAGCGGGACUGGCAGGAAAAAGCACCGGAAAGCGGAGCUGCUCCAGCGGGAUAAACACGCAGAGGAGCGGCGGAGAUAACGGGAGUCCUGGAGGUUGAUCUGCGGAGGAGGAGGAGGACCAUGCUCUCCUGAAUCGCUCCACCUUCAGACCCCCACGCCGCCUCUCCCCCAUCAUGAAUCACACGCCGAGCCCGCACCUGUCCGACGGCGGUAAGUCGGCCGGGGGCGGCCUGCUGUGCAGCCUGGGUCUGGGAUCGGACCGAGGGAUCCGCUCCCCGGACAGCCUGACCCACACCCCCAGCCCCACCGGGGAGACGCCCAGCUCCAGCCCCCCGCUGCUGCUGUCGCCGGGGCUGGGGAGCUUCGGGCUGGGCUCCCUGGGGGCCAUGGGCGAGGCAGCCGGAGGAGACUGGGAGAGCCGGGAGGAGCUGAGGCUCCGGGAGCUGGAGGAGGCUCGCGCCAGGGCGGCCCAGAUGGAGAAGACCAUGAGGUGGUGGUCCGACUGCACCGCCAACUGGAGGGAGAAGUGGAGCAAGGUCCGAGCCGAGCGCAACCGAGCGCGAGACGAGGUCCGCCAGCUGAGGCAGCGGCUGGACACCCUCACCAAAGAACUGACCGGCGUCCGGCGGGAGCGGCAGGAGCUGGCCUCGGAGAACGAAACGCUGCGGCAGGAGGCGCUGCGUCUCCGCGGCGACAUCGCGGCUCCUCCCCCUCCUCCGUCCGCCGCCUCGCCCUCCGCCUCCCCCGCGCACGCCCGUGGGGCGUCCUCCCCGUCCUCCCCGUCCAUCCCUCCCUCCUCCCCUGCCUCGUCCUCCUCCUCUCAGGUCCACGCCGACGGCAGGCCGGACAGGGGUGGGGAGGGACCGCCGGGGUCACCGGAGCCAGAACCGGUCCGGGAUGUAGACCUGGAGAGACAGAAGGUGGCUCAACACAAGGACCUGGAGCUGCUGGACUCGGUGCUUCGCUCCAGAGCGGCGGGCGCCGACGCGCCGGAGGGCUGGGACGGCCGCGGCUCGCGCUCGGCGUCCGGCCCGAGCCGGCAGGAGCGCAGCAGGCAGCUGUGGGACGACGUGGGCUCGGCGGAGGAAGACUCCAGCAAGCUCAACGCCCUGCAGCUCCGUCUGGACGAGUCCCAGAAAGUCCUGCUGAAGGAGAGAGAAGACAAGCUGGCUCUGAGCAAGAGCAUCGAGAGGCUGGAGGCGGAGCUCAGCCAGUGGAAGCUCAAAUACGAGGAGCUCAGUAAGAGCAAGCAGGAGGCUCUCAAACAGCUGAACCUGCUAAAGGAAAUGCAUCAGGAUGAACUCGGCCGCAUAUCUGAAGACUUGGAAGAUGAGCUGGGGGCUCGGACCAGCAUGGACAAGAAGCUGGCCGAGCUACGAGCUGAGAUGGAGCGGCUGCAGGUGGAGAACGCGGCGGAGUGGGGGCGCCGGGAGCGCCUGGAGACGGAGAAGCUGGCCCUGGAGAGGGAUAACAAGAAGCUGAGAGCUCAGGCCGAAGACCUGGAGGAGCAGUUGGCCAAGAAACGCCGGCAGGCCGCCUCCGCUCUCGACACCGACCUCAAGGCCAUCCAGACCGAGCUGUUUGAGAGAAACAAGGAGCUGGCCGACCUUCGCCACGUCCACGCCAAGCUGAAGAAACAGUUCCAGGAGAAGACGGCGGAGCUGGCCCACGCUAACCGGAGGGUGGAGAGCCACGAGGCGGAGGUGAAGAAGCUGCGGCUGAGGGUGGAGGAGCUGAAGAAAGAGCUGGGGCAGGCCGAGGAUGAGCUGGAUGAGUCUCAUAACCAGACCAGGAAGCUGCAGAGGUCUCUGGACGAGCAGGUGGAGCAGACCGAGAACCUGCAGGUACAACUGGAACACCUACAGUCCAGGCUCCGGCGCCAGCAGCAGAGUCCCGGUCUGUUCGGGAAGAUGCGAUCGGCCCGGUUCGGUUCCGAGAACCCGGACGGCCCGAACAGCGACCUGGACGAGGAGGAGGAAGAGCUGCAGCUGCAGAUCCCCUGACCGCCCGGCUCGCGCACGCUCACAGGGCGACGCGCAUGAGCAGUCACGACAGAGAGGCGAACGCCGCUGGUCUGGGAUGAAUUAACCCAACGGGAGAGUAAAACAUUUCCUCCAGUGUCAGACGGAGCGGACGAGUUCUCGCUUCCUCUCCUGUUCCUAAGUCUCAAUAACCACUGAUGAAAAACACAAAACAAGAAUCUGCAGGUAUGUAUGGGUUUAUUUUCUCCAGAGACUUUUGGAGAAAUGAGACAUUUCUAUAUGUAGAUAUGAAACAGUAACGUUGGACCCGGCCGGAGCGAUUCCGGGACAGAGCGGACGGAUCUGCCCCUCAGACCAGCCUCCAGCGCACCACAGAGGCAAACGUGCUCGUUCUGUCAUACCUCACACAGCAGCGUCACCAUCCACACUCUGUCCUCACAUCCUUCAACCCCUCAACGACACCAGCAGGAGGAUUGUUUUCAUCGUUCGGUUAGCCGGCAAGAGAUUACCAGAGUUCCUGGAUCAAAUUUAAUUUGUGUUUUUUUUCGUCUCAUAUUAUUAAAUCCUCUGAUUGUGAUGAUUUCUGGGAACACACUGCAGAGUUUUUGUGCUUCACACAAACACAAUCGCCAGUCUUUGGAGUCUGCAUUACAGGAAUUGCUUUUCAAUGUGUGAAGCUCAAACCAGAGUGUGAAGAAACAGACCGUUAUAAGCUUCCUUCAGCCCCGACACAGCUGUUUGAGACGACGUUUACGAUAACCAGACAAAGAAAACCCGUCGUUCGACGUUCUUGUUGAACAGAUUGAGCUCCUUUCUGUAUCAACAGUGAGGAUACUAACGCAGCAUCUCGUGGCGUGACCGAGAGUCUCUUGAUUUUCCCCUGAUUGGAGACAGAAAUCGAUGGAAGCAGUAAACACUGAGCAGCCGUGCCAGGCAGUUUUUGAACCGGCGUCUCCAGAUGGCUCCAGCAUCUUCACAGCUCAUGAAAGGAUGGUUUUAACGUCCGUCCCGGCCUUAAUCAAGCCUGAGUGCCGAAUCUGUGUCCCGAAAAGCUGGAAAUGAGAGUUCUUCCCCUUGAAGAACAGCAGGUGUGGAGCUGCGUUUCCAGAUUCAGGCCGGAGCUUCGGUCGAUGUUUGGAAAAGUCUCGGCUCUGCUGGUUUUGUUGGGCGGAGUUUCAGGCUGAACACAGAAACACGUCGCGCCGUGGAGACUAGAAAUAAACACAUUCACAGGACUGCUGUUGUCCUCUUAUUAGUUUUUAAUAUCUAGAUAUGACUUUUUUCUUGCAGUGUUGGUGCUGAAGUUUAGUUUUUAAAUUUGAAGAUAUUUAAAAUUUCCUGCAAAAAGUCACACGAAUUUUAAGUAUUUAUAACCAGUGAUGAAAUAAAAAUCCUCCACAAAUAUAUGAAUUGAAGCUCCGGUGGGUUCCGUGUUGAGAGGCGCCUUUAAAGCUGCUGAGGUUUUCAGUAGCAGGAACUGGUCUGUCAUGUUUAAGCUUGUCUGAAUCUCCGCCGUUGUUGAAGCAAUAAAGCAUCAUGAACCUUCACCACUGUCCAUAUCCACUCCGCUCCGUCUCAACUCUGACGCUGGAACGGGACCAAGACACUUGUACCGAUCAGGAUUCUGUAUUACUGCUAUUUAUGUUGUUGUUGCUGUUGUUGUUGUUCUGGUUUAGUUUUUAUAAAUGACCUGUACCACAGUUGUUUUGUAUUCGCUCUAUAAAUGUCAACUGUACAUUCAACAAAACAUGACUCA
Molecule: messenger RNA, 3784 nt
Organism: Salarias fasciatus (jewelled blenny)
Lineage: Eukaryota; Metazoa; Chordata; Actinopteri; Blenniiformes; Blenniidae
Gene: ccdc102a
Product: coiled-coil domain containing 102A
Exons: 10
Coding region: 220-2049 (609 amino acids)
Cellular component (GO): myosin complex
Source: RefSeq, a predicted model, not a curated record